Messenger RNA from Alosa alosa (allis shad), 1527 nucleotides. Its product is annotated as 12-(S)-hydroxy-5,8,10,14-eicosatetraenoic acid receptor-like. The transcript has a single exon. The record is from RefSeq and is a predicted model, not a curated record. Gene Ontology annotation, molecular function: G protein-coupled receptor activity. Gene Ontology annotation, biological process: G protein-coupled receptor signaling pathway. Gene Ontology annotation, cellular component: membrane. The coding region runs from base 240 to 1265 and encodes 341 amino acids. Lineage: Eukaryota; Metazoa; Chordata; Actinopteri; Clupeiformes; Clupeidae.
UCCCCAGGCUUGGGCGGUGCUUGGCCAACAAGUCAUAGCAGUUUUACAGGAGCUGCGAGCUUGAAGGAAAUAAAUUACUCCCAGACCGCACUGCCGAUCACAGAGGCACAACCUUUCCACAGAGCACUGGAAUUUGUUACGGAGCGUGAGGAAGAGCAACUGGAGAUCUGCUGUCUCUGGUCUUCUGUUGACGAUAUCUACAACUGCCCACUGAUAAGAGUACUUUCCCUCUUUUUGCGAUGGAAAGUACUAUGCACCCGAGUGAUAACUGCACAGUAGAGACAAAGCCUCUGUAUGUGUUCUACUCCGUUGUUGUGAUUGUGGAGUUUGUUUUGGCUCUCCCACUGAACCUCACUGUGAUCUACCUUUUCAUUUUCAAACUGAAAUUCUGGAAGACCAACACCAACAACAUAUUUCUCUUCAACCUCGUCUUGGCUGAUAUUUUGCUGCUCAUCUGUUUGCCUGUGAAGGCUUACAGCUUCCAGAUGGGCGAACGGAGGAGUCAGAAUGAGGUGGUUUGCAAAGCUAUGCUCUUCAUGCUGUUCCUGAACCGGGGCGCCAGCAUUGCCUUCCUCACAGUCAUCUCCAUAGAUCGCUACUUCAACGUGGUGCAUCCUCGGAAGAAGAAUUUCCUGAAGAUACUGAAAAAAUCACCACACAUCUCCAUCCUUAUCUGGCUCCUGCUGCUCCCUUUGACUAUUCCAACUAUGCUGAAGACCUUUGAGUGUUGCAACAGCUUAGGUCGUGAGGAUGAAAAUUUGACGACUGACAUUUUCAGGGAAAUUGUCUUUUUCACCCAGAUUCUCAUCCCUUUCAUUGUCCUGGUGUUUUGUACAGCACAGAUUGUUAACCGUCUAAAAAAGAAGACUGUUGGAGACAGGACCAAGUUGCGCCGAGCUGUUUUUCUGGUCACAUCUGUCAUGCUGGUCUUUUCUCUGUGCUUCUUACCGUGUACCAUAUCAAGAAUGGUUCUCUUACUGGUGCGUGUCAAGGAGUAUCCAGAGGCUGAGGCGAUUGCUGUUCAGGUUUACGAUGGGCUCAUGUGUUUGUCCUACUUGGACUGUCUGCUCGAUCCCUUAGUGUAUUGUUUAAGCAGCACAAAGUUCCAAACCCUUUAUCUAGAACACUACCUCCCAUUUCUCAUUGGAAAAGAUGGACAACCGAGUGACAGCAGUCACUCAACAGGAAACAAUUCCAAUACAGCCCCUUUAAAGCAUGCUCAGAGGGAGAACAUGGCCACACAAGGGACUUCAUCUGCAUCAUGAAAAGCAAUAGACUGCGCAGCAAGAUGAAAACAUUAUUUUGUAUAUGCCAUAUUGUGUAAAAACUGUACAAAUGUUAUACUUGUAUGUUGUGUGUGAUGUGUAAGGAACUCGUUUGGAGUCAUUUUUAGUCGCCCAAUCUCACCACUGCAUGUAUAGAAAUUCAUUUUCACUACCUUUAUUCAUAAGGAUUUAUUCUGGUCAUUGUAAGUGCCACACACACAUAUUAUAUACUGUUUUUUUCCCCAUAAUUUCAUGUAUUAUU